Acanthopagrus latus (yellowfin seabream) is the source of this 3730-nucleotide messenger RNA. RefSeq names its product hydroxysteroid (17-beta) dehydrogenase 4 (gene hsd17b4). The record is from RefSeq and is a predicted model, not a curated record. The coding region runs from base 261 to 2453 and encodes 730 amino acids. Lineage: Eukaryota; Metazoa; Chordata; Actinopteri; Spariformes; Sparidae. Gene Ontology annotation, molecular function: oxidoreductase activity. The transcript has 25 exons.
AACGUGACUGCGUGAAAAAAAAGAAAGAAGAAGAAGGUGAGCUACAGUAAAUGCAAAGCACACCACGACGACGACGAAGAAACGAAAUAAAGAAGAAGAAGAAGAAGAAGAAGAAGAAGAAGAAGAAGAAGAAGAAGAAGAAGAAAGAGUACACGGGCAGUUAUCCAAACCGUUGCACACAGCCGGGUCGUUAAUAUAAUGGUCCAUAAUCCUCAGGCAUCGGCAGAAUUGUUACACAUUCCUCCUUUUUCUUCAGAUAAAUGCUUCUGGUAAUGAAACACCCCGGAAAGCCGCCAGGCAUUGGCAGAGAGUAUGCGCUGGCUUUUGCAGAGAGAGGCGCAUCAGUUGUAGUGAAUGACCUUGGGGGAAACGUUAAAGGGGGCGGAAAGAGUUCUGCGGCUGCUGAUAAGGUGGUGGAGGAGAUAAGAGCGAAGGGAGGCAAGGCCGUGGCGAACUAUGAUUCUGUUGAAGAUGGAGAAAAAUUGAUCCAAACAGCCUUGGAUGCAUUUGGAAGAAUAGAUGUUGUUGUGAACAAUGCUGGAAUACUUCGUGACCGCACUUUUGCCAGGACGAGUGACUUGGACUGGGACCUGAUUCAUAGAGUUCACUUGAGAGGCUCCUUUAUGGUGACUCGAGCCGCCUGGAACCACAUGAAAAACCAAAAGUUUGGCAGAAUCAUCAUGACGACUUCAGCUGCAGGCAUCUAUGGAAACUUUGGCCAGGCCAACUACAGCGCUGCCAAGCUGGGCCUACUGGGUCUGGCAAACACCCUGGCCAUUGAGGGACGCAAGUACAACAUCUUCUGUAACACAGUUGCUCCUCUUGCUGGUUCGCGCCUCACAGAGACGAUCAUGCCCCCAGACAUUGUUGCGUCUCUGAAGCCGGAGUAUGUUGCUCCCUUGGUCCUCUGGCUCUGUCACGAACAAUGCCAAGAAAAUGGAGGACUUUUCGAGGUCGGUGCCGGUUGGAUUGGUAAAUUGCGCUGGGAGCGUUCUCAGGGCCGCACUGUGAGACAAAAGAACCAACCCAUGACCCCCGAGGCUGUCAGGGACCAGUGGGACAAAAUCUGUGACUUUACAGAUGCAGCCAAGAUAAGGACCAUACAAGAGUCUUUCCAGUCUUGUAUGAAUGUGCUGUCUCAGUUGGACUUGGAGGGAGAAGUCAGUGCGAAUCCAACAGCUGCUGCAGCCUCUGCGACUUCAGGAAUCAAUCCUGCUGAAGCAGUGGGACAAAAACUACCACCGACCACGUUCAGCUUCACCCACACCCAGUGUAUCCUGUAUGCGUUGGGGGUCGGCAUGUCCACCAAGGACCCAGAUCAUCUCAGGUUCCUGUAUGAAGGCCAUCAAGACUUUAGCUGCCUCCCUACCUUCGGGGUCAUUCCCUCCCAGGCAGCCAUGAUGGAUGGCGGGCUGAGCUCAAUCCCUGGCCUCAACAUAGAUUUUACACAGGUAUUGCAUGGAGAGCAGUAUCUGGAGCUAUACAGACCUUUACCAACCUCAGGUAAACUCACCUCUGAGGCCACUAUUGCGGACGUCUUGGACAAAGGAUCUGGAGCCGUCAUCCUCUUGGAUGUGAACACCUACAGUGGCGACGAGCUGGUCUGCUACAACCAGUUUUCAGUGUUUGUGGUCGGAGCUGGAGGGUUCGGUGGGAGGAGAACUUCCGAGAAAGCCAAAGCUCCUGUGCCUCCACCUAAACGGGCACCAGAUGCUGUGGUGAUUGAUUCCACCACAAGAGACCAAGCAGCCUUGUACCGUCUGAGUGGAGACUGGAACCCGCUGCAUAUAGACCCGAGCUUUGCUGCCAUGGGAGGCUUCAAGGCUCCCAUCCUGCACGGACUGUGUUCUUUCGGCUUUGCUGCGAGACACGUCCUCAAGCAGUUCGCAGACAACGACCCGUCCAGAUUCAAGGCUAUCAAGGUUCGCUUUGUGAAGCCGGUGAUGCCGGGUCAGUCGCUUCAGACUGAGAUGUGGAAGGAAGGCAACAGAAUUCACAUCCAGUGCAAAGUGAAGGAGACGGACGCCGUCGUGCUGGCUGGGGCCUACGUGGAUUUACACGGCACAUCAGAGGCUUCUCCAGAAAAUCUCACUAAAGGAGGAGGCCUUCAGAGCGAGCUGGUGUUCGCAGAGAUCGGCCGACGCAUCAAAGACUUGGGCCCGGAGCUGGUCAAGAAAGUGAACGCUGUGUUCGGCUGGGAGAUCACCAAAGAUGGGAAGAAUGUUGCAGAGUGGACUAUUGAUCUGAAAAAUGGCGGCGGGUCCUUGCAUCAAGGCCCUUACAGCGGGAAGGCGGAUGUGACCAUCACAGUGUCAGAUGAAGACUUCAUGGAGGUGGUGCAGGGGAAGCUCAACCCUCAGAAGGCGUUCUUCUCUGGUAAGCUGAAGGUUAGAGGGAACAUCAUGCUGAGUCAGAAGCUGGAGGUCAUCCUGAAGGACCACGCCAGGCUUUGAGCUCCUCAGCCAACCAAUCGGAUGACUCCAGGAACUCAAGCGCCAACCAGCUCUCACCGCCUCUCUACUUUUCAUGUCCCUGGUUGAGGUUGAAUAGUCCUUUACAAAAGGAAAAGGAAAUAAUGCCGUCCCACCGUUCCCAACAGCUUUAACAUUUAAAGCGACCAUGGCAGACCGAGUAAAUACCAUUUCCCCUUAAAAAAUUACAAAGCACAGUCUAACUGUGUGCUCAUGUGCUGUCAGAAUCAUCGGAAAAACAUUUUCACAAUUGGAAAAUUAAACAUGAAUGCCCACUCAAGUCAGAACAAAAAACCUGGAAAAUUUUAAUUUUGCAAGUUUUCCAAGUUGCCAAGUUGAAGUCAUGAAACAUGAUGAUGAAAGGAACUUUACCGAAGCACAUGUAUUGUGUAGUCAUUGUAUCGUUUCCUUUGCUCUCCUGUCACAGCACAAAGGAGAACGUGAAAGUAGAAGCGAGGUUGGAUUCAUCAUGAGUUCUCCUUCACAUCUUUCCUUGACCUCGCCAUGUGUUCCGUCGCAGUUGAAGGAAAUUUCUUUAGGUGAAAGAAAGUCAUUUUUUCUUGACUAUUCAGCCGCAAACCCUUCAUGAUUCAUGUGUGUGUGUUCUUAAUACGCUUUGCCUCUCAAAAGGAAAUGCAUGAAGAAAAAUGACCCAGUGACAUUUAGCACUACUUCAUAAUGAACGCCUGUAAAUUAACUUUCUCUGUAAUCAUAAAAUGUACAAAUACUGUAAAGAAGAAAAGUACUUUUUUUUUUUUUUUGUCGUGUCUUCAGUUCCAGCAGUAAGUCAGUGUUACCUUCAGCUACUUGCGUGGGACCAUCCUCGCUAAAUGUGCACUUAACAAAAUUGCCUUUAAAGAUCCAAAUGUGAAAUGAAUAUCUUGCUUCUCAUUAAAUGUAGUCCAGCUUUACUCAAAGUCUGUUUUUAUUCAAUAAGAUGUUGAUCUACAUUUGUAGAAGGAAAAAAAGUCUUCUACAUGAACCAAAACUCUGCCCAACAACUGGUGAGAGUGACGGUAAACAGUAACUACACAAGUCUGAGGGCUCAGUCUGACUGGUGAGGUAGUUCAAUAUCAUAUCAUGAAAUCAUGAAUCAAUGAAUUAUGACUUCAGAGUGUGAUAUUGUAAUCUCAACAGAAGCUUCAUGAUAUGUAUAGUGAUGUAGAGUUUUCUAGUUACAAGUGAUUUACACUGAAUUUGUAUGUAAUGAUAUAUAACAGUUGCUCCUCUGGAAAAAAAUAAACUAAUUCAAACUAAAA